Molecule: messenger RNA, 2317 nt
Organism: Terrapene triunguis (Three-toed box turtle)
Lineage: Eukaryota; Metazoa; Chordata; Testudines; Emydidae
Gene: PIMREG
Product: PICALM interacting mitotic regulator
Exons: 6
Coding region: 214-1119 (301 amino acids)
Source: RefSeq, a predicted model, not a curated record
UGCUUACAUGCUCAGGAUUUAACCAAUCUCCGGAUUUGGGGCCGCGAAGGAAUUCUCAGUGAAGAAGAACAGAAGGAUUGAUCCACAGGACCACAGCUGUAUUAAACAGCACUGGGUACAGAAGUGUGUAUCCUGGAAGAGAGUAGGUCAGGAACUUAACAGAGCUUUGUCUGAUCCCCUUUGAACCAAGACUACUCCAAGAAGCGAAGAGUGAUGGCAUCUGUGUUCCAAAGUGUCGGGGCUACAGUUGGCUGGAGGAGCCACCAGCUACUGGCUGACUUUGAAAAUGAGAGCCCAGUGCCUGACAAAUUUAGAAAGAAGCCUUCUUCAAGCUCUCUCAAUACCCUCCGCAUGUCUCUGAGAAAGCGAAUGCCCUUAAAGCAAGUGGAGAUGAACCUCAGUGAGAAUCCAACUUGGGAAAGUCUGGAAGCGAAAGAGAAGCGACAAACCUUCCGGGCUAUCACAAGAACAGCAAAAAAUGCCUUUGGAACAGUGUCCCAGAAAAUACAGAAGUCCUGCCAAAACCGCACGCAAUCUCUAAUCAUCUCUCCAGCUAAAGCCCCUGCAAGGAGAAGUGGCAUCACUUGCUCUGCCAAGAAGAGAAGCACUUCACCUCGAACUCCUAGUCGGAAGAAUAGGCUGGCCACAAUGCCCACCCCAUUGUCUGGUCCCACUUGCACCCCCGGGUCCAGCAGGAGAGCCUCCCUUUCAUCCAGAUCUGCAAAGAGCUUGGUGGGGAAAGAAUGGAGGAGUUUCUCUUACUGGCUUGGAAAAGAAGCUGUCCCUCUCCGGAGAUCAAGGAGAGCAGCAGCUCUAAAGAGCCCAUAUUCAUCACCUAUGCCUGCCAGCAGAAAGAGAGAGUUUGACUGCGAGUUAGAAUCAGUCUCUAUGGGAAUUCGCCGGCUGAAACGUCUUUCUCAGGUGUUCGAUGAUGUCAUUGUGAGAGAGGAGAGAGAACAAGCCAUAUCCAAUUAUCAGCAUCUAAUGGCACAAAACUUGCGAUCUGUGCAUCGGUCUCGGAAACUCUCCCAAUCUGCUUUCAGACGGCGUGCGAGGAGGCUGCAGCAUGCAGUUGGCACUUGGACUGACAUGGCUUUAAACAGUAUUAACAAUGUGUGAGCAAAUGAAGGAUUAACUAUCUAUGGGAGUUGAAGGGGUGUAUUGUCUGUUUGGAUUUAAGUGACUGUGCUUUGAAUAAGCCAUUAACCAUUUUUAGAAUACUACCUUUCAAUUCAGCUCAGGUCUAGCUUUCCAUGGAUUUCUCCUGCCAAUGGUGCAGGGAUAUUAAAGUACAUCACAUGACAACCCCCAUGGUAUUGCCCAGCAAUGGAACAGUAAACUGAACUCACUUAACCAGCACUUUCAAAUGGGACAGGCAUGGUCCAGUGUAUUGAACUAGGUCUGAGCUAACUACUACUGAAUGAUUUUAAGGAAAGAUAAUAGUAUCAGUGUCUGACUCCUGAUCUGUGACAUUGGGGAUACUUGCUUCCUAUACCUCCCUCAUGAGAUGUUGAGGACUUUAAGUUUCUACAGAGCUUUGGAAACUAAAAAAGCACCAAUGCCUAUGCUUUUCCAAAGUACAUGAAUUUCAUUGAAUUUCAAUGGGAUUUAGUGGCCUUAAGUGCUUCUGAAGACUUUAUGCUGUGUGCCAAAACCAUAGUCUACAAAAUGGUGUCCGGCUGUGAUUUCAGUUACUGUGGGUUGACAUGGGGGGUAACUAAAAAUCAUGGAAUUCUGUAGUUACUUCAGAGUGACACUGGAGUUAAAGAAAUUACUGCCAAAGUGAAUUAAGAUAAAUUGAAUCAAGGCAACUUUAAUUCUGAAUGAGCGUGUCAACACAGGAAUUUAACACUGUUUAACUAAUCCAUGCCUUUGGUUUAUUCAGAUUAGCUCUCCGGAAGGUGCCUGUGUAGAUAAACCCUGGGUGAUUGAAGUCAGAAUGUGUGACACCCCCUCCCCCCCACAGUUCACAGGGUUCGACUAACUAAUGUAUCUAUUCCAUUUUAAUUAGUUUCAUUUUGAACUGCUAACAGUUGGGGCUUCAUUUAUCUUUCAUGCUACUAAAGACAUCUCAACAGUGAGGUAAAUAUUGCUCUUGGAACAUGUACACACAACUGAAGACACUAACAGUUAAUAUACUAAAGUUGGAAGUAACACUUGUUGCUUAACAUUAUAAUAUUUUUUUGCAUUGGCACUAGUUAAGUGUUUAAUAGCUUUUUAUGCUAACAUUAUUUUUAUAUCAAAAUAAGAAUGUCAGGCUCUAUAAUAGAGGUAAUCUUAGUUUAGCAAAAUGUUAAUUCUCUAACAUUUCAACAAA